Messenger RNA from Puntigrus tetrazona (Sumatra barb), 2683 nucleotides. RefSeq names its product PRP39 pre-mRNA processing factor 39 homolog (yeast) (gene prpf39). Gene Ontology annotation, biological process: mRNA 5'-splice site recognition; RNA processing. Gene Ontology annotation, molecular function: protein binding. The record is from RefSeq and is a predicted model, not a curated record. The transcript is spliced from 14 exons. Gene Ontology annotation, cellular component: commitment complex; U2-type prespliceosome; U1 snRNP. The coding region runs from base 141 to 2408 and encodes 755 amino acids. Lineage: Eukaryota; Metazoa; Chordata; Actinopteri; Cypriniformes; Cyprinidae.
GCAACGCGUCCGUGUCCUUCUCUCGUCGCGAGACGCCACGGGUGUUGAGUGCGUUACAGCGCGGCCGUCUGACCACAUGUUCUCGAGCGCCUAAAACUUCGAAGAAGUUGUGAAAAUAACCGCCGUUUAAACCCAGUUUCAUGGAAGACUCUGGUGAGCCCAUGACCGGGAUGUUGGACACGAAUGCCCCUGAUAACGGGGACGCUCCUGCUAUGGAGGCCACGGGGCCCGAGUAUGGCACAGACCCGGCCGAGACCGACUGGGCCCCGGCUCCCCCGCAAGAGCCGCCCGCUCCUCCGGAAGCCCCCGAGUACGAGCAGAGCCAGCAGCCGCCCGCUCUAGAACAGUACCAGCUGUACUCUGUGGAGCACCUGAAAUCCGCAGCGGAGAGCAUCGACCACACAGCCAGUCCCCCGGACCCCGGGGCCGAGGGCCUCGCGCAGCAGACGGAGUCGAACGGCCAGCAGGACGAGGCCAAGCCGGCCGCGGCGGAGGACUCCGAGAGCCCUUCCAACAUGGAGCUGGAAGACGCUCCCAAAGAAGCGGCCGAAGCGAUGGAACCGGCCUCCGACGCAGACGCGGCCGUCGCGCAAGAACCAGCGCUUCCUGCGGAUUACGAGCGGCUCUUCAAAGUAGUGGAGGAUAACCCCGAAGACUUCAACGGCUGGGUCUACCUUCUGCAGUAUGUUGAGCAGGAGAACCACUUGGUGGCUUCGAGGAAGGCGUUCGAUGCCUUCUUCCUGCACUACCCCUACUGUUACGGCUACUGGAAGAAGUAUGCAGACAUUGAGAAGAAACACGGCUACAUACACAUGGCCGACGAGGUUUACCGCCGAGGUCUCCAGGCUAUUCCUCUCAGCGUCGACCUGUGGCUGCAUUAUAUCACUUUCCUGCGAGAAAACCAAGAUACCAGCGACGGAGAGGCCGAAAAUCGCAUCAGAGCGUCCUACGAGCACGCCGUUCUGGCCUGUGGCACAGAUUUCCGCUCGGACCGUCUGUGGGAAGCUUACAUCACGUGGGAGACGGAGCAGGGCAAGCUGGCCAACGUCACGGCCGUCUACGACCGCAUCCUCUGCAUUCCCACCCAGCUGUACUCCCAGCAUUUCCAGAAGUUCAAAGAACACGUCCAGAGCAACAACCCCAAGCACUUCCUGUCUGAGGAGGAGUUUGUGCAGCUCAGAGUGGAGCUAGCUAACGCUAACAAGCCUAGCGGAGACGACGCGCCGGGCGAAGAGCUUCCGCCGGGGACGGACGACCUGCCGGAUCCUGCCAAGAGAGUGACGGAGAUCGAGAACAUGAGGCAUAAGGUGAUUGAGACGCGCCAGGAGGUGUUUAACCACAACGAGCAUGAAGUCAGCAAGCGCUGGGCCUUCGAGGAAGGGAUAAAGCGGCCGUACUUCCACGUCAAAGCCUUGGAGAAGACCCAGCUGAACAACUGGAGGGAGUACCUGGACUUCGAGCUGGAGAACGGCACUCCGGAGCGCGUGGUGGUUCUGUUCGAGCGCUGCCUGAUCGCCUGCGCUCUCUACGAGGAGUUCUGGAUCAAGUAUGCUAAGUAUCUGGAGAGCUACAGCGUUGAAGGCGUCCGGCACAUCUUCAAAAAGGCCUGCACCAUCCACCUGCCUAAGAAGCCCACCGUUCACCUCCUCUGGGCCGCCUUCGAGGAACAGCAAGGCAGCAUCGACGAGGCGCGGCGGAUCUUGAAGGACAUGGAGGAGUCCGUCGCAGGCCUGGCCAUGGUGAGGCUGAGGAGGGUGAGUCUGGAGCGGCGUCAUGGGAACAUGGACGAAGCCGAGGCCCUGCUGAGAGACGGCAUCACCUACGGCAAGAACAGCAGCGAGUCGUCCUUCUUCGCCGUCAAACUGGCCCGACAGCUGGUCAAAGUGCAGAAGAGCAUCGGGAAAGCCAAGAAAGUGCUGCUGGAGGCCGUCGAGAAAGACGAGACGAACCCGAAGCUGUACCUGAACCUGCUGGAGCUGGAGUACAGCGGCGAUGUGCAGCAGAACGAGGCCGAGAUCAUGGCCUGCUUCGACCGAGCUCUGAGCAGCUCCAUGCCGCUGGAGCAGCGCGUCAUCUUCUCUCAGCGCAAGCUCGAGUUCCUCGAGGACUUCGGCAGCGACAUCAACGUGCUGGUGGCGGCGUAUGAGCAGCAUCAGAGACUCGUGACGGAGCAGGAAGCGCUGAAGAGGAAAGCGGAGAACGGCUCAGAGGAGCCGGACUCGAAGAGACAGCGAACGGACGACCAAUCAGGAGCCUCGGGUCAGAUGAUGCAGGACAUGCAGGCCAAUCACGCCGGAUACAACUACAACAACUGGUACCAGUAUAACUCGUGGGGCGGUCAGAACUCCUGGGGUCAGUACGGUCAGUAUGGUCAGUAUAACCAGUACUACCCACCUCCUCCCACAUAACGGAGCGCCGCGUCCUUCAGCUUCAACAUUCACCGUCUCCAGUCUAACGCUGUGUUUUCUGUUUUUUGGCACGAGCUCUUUUUCCCUCUUUAAGUGCAAGUGAGUUUUUAACGAGCCGGGUUGGUUUAGUGCUUCUUGGAGGUUUAGUUGUGUUCGUUUGGAAGACGUUCUGCUCCUCGUCUCUGCUCCUGUGAUCCUGUUUUCCCAGAGAAACGUGAAACAUGAAGAUGUUUUUUAUUUUGACUUGGUUUCAUAAUAAAGAGAUUGACAUCCUA